Colletotrichum acutatum is the source of this 3021-nucleotide messenger RNA. RefSeq lists its product as uncharacterized. Bases 81 to 2771 code for a protein of 896 amino acids. Lineage: Eukaryota; Fungi; Ascomycota; Sordariomycetes; Glomerellales; Glomerellaceae. The transcript is spliced from 4 exons. The record is from RefSeq and is a predicted model, not a curated record.
CGCGCUCCGGAUCGCGACCAGCUUUGCUUUGCACAAUUCCUGAGCUUCACAGGUGUCACAACGCCCAAAGAUAGCCCAGCAUGACAGAGAACUUGGCUUUUGAGGGUUUAGUCCCGAAUGAAUACUUUACACAGGAUGGCCGCUUGGGCUCCUUCCAUCAAGUCUACCCUGCACCAAAGCGCCGUCAAUCAGGCGCGACCAAAGGCGGCAAAAACCUCACAUGGCCGCACAUGAAAUACUUGCUGCCAGAAGAUCUCGCGAAAGCAGGUUUCGUCUGGCGGCCGUUCCCCGAAAACCCCGACAACGUCGCAUGCUUCCUCUGUAACAAAUCUCUCGAUGGCUGGGAAGAGGGUGAUAAACCCCUCGAGGAGCACUUGAAGCACUCUCCCGAAUGCGGAUGGGCCAUUGUCGCGGGUAUCGAAGCCAAUCUCAACGGGUUGUCAUCCGAAGACCCUGCCAGCGCUCGAAUGAUCGCGGCCAGAAAGGCAACUUUUGAUGGACGUUGGCCACACGAGGGAAAGAGGGGCUGGAAGAAUAAGAUCAAACAGCUCGCCGAAGCAGGAUGGAAAUACACGCCUUCCCUCGAGUACAACGAUAUGGCAACCUGCACCUACUGCGAGCUUGCUUUGGACGGCUGGGAACAAAACGACAAGCCCAUGGACGAACACUUCAACCGAUCCCCCAACUGCCCGUACUUCUCUUUGGUAAACCAAUACGCUUCCACGAGAAAGCCGAAAGGCAAGGCAGCCCGAGGCUCAAAGACCACGUCGAGGCUAUCUGUGCAAUCAGUCGCGACAUCGAUCUCCGACAUCACAUCGAUCACAGAUGUUCCCGCGGAAUUCGACGACAGCGUGUUGACAACGACCUCCACGAUGGGCGGUAAGAAAGGCACUCGUGCUAAGAAGGCCACCACUACGAAAGGAAGGAAGACCAAGGCAAAGAAGGAUGAGCCUGUUGAAGUUGUCGAGGAUGAGGCCAUGGCGGAAGAAGAGAUUGCGCUACCCCCAUCGAAACCUGCCCGAGGGCGCAAGCGCACAAGCGACGAGGUAGAUGGUUCGGCGCUUGCAGUCUCUGAGGCACCUGCACCAAAGAAGCGUGGAGGACGCGGUCGCCCCAAAGCUACUGCUGACAGCUCAUCCAUCGAACAAUCACAACAGGACAUUAGCAUUGCCGAUGCGCCGCCGCCGGCGAAGGCACCAAAAGGCCGCAAGACUGCACGCGCGUCUGGGACAAAGGGAACACGGAAAGCCUCAGGGACUUCGCAGAGGUCAAACGCAUCAAUGGCAUCCCUGCGAACUGCACCCGGCGCAUUCCCCGAGGACGACGACGAGAUUACGAGGCAGCUUGAGGCUGACCUGGAGCGUCCGCUGACCGACGACGAGGAUAUCAUGCAAGAUUCCGAUUCGGAACGAAAGAAAGCCCCUGUUCCCAAGGCAAAGUCAAAGAAGAGCCAGUCGGGCAAGGAGUCUGCCGCCAACCCUGAGCCGUCAGAUAACCAUGAAAUGUUUGACGCGGAACCAUACGUGGCAGACGAAAACGAUGUUGACGACGAACUGAAGCAACUGGAGGCCGAAAUGACCAUUGAGGAGCCUGAGGCGCUGGAAGUUCCCAAGAAGGGACGCAAGGCCGCAGCUCCCCGCAAGGUAUCCAAGCAGACUAAGGCUCAGAAGGCCAAGGCCGCAAAAGUGGUCGUCGAAGACGACGAGCUAGCUGUUCCAGUAGAGCCCAGCCACACUGAAGAGCCUGCUGAUAUUGAAGAGGAUGAGAUCAGUACUGCCACGGUGAUCACGACAAAGCCUGCCCGCGCAAGCACCGGUAGGAAGCGCGGACGCCCGUCAAAGGCAUCAUUAGCGGCGCGUGCAUCUAUGGAAAGCGCCGGCAAGGUUGAAGAGAUAGAAGCUAUCGAGCCGGAAGCUGCAGCCGCUACUGCUGAAACCGAACCGGGACCGGAAGCUCAGGCUGAGCCUGAAGCUGAGAUCGACACUGAAGCCGAGGACGCGUCAGCUCGUCAGUCUUUUGCUUCGGCACGGCAAACGCCCGCACCAGCGGAGCCUCAAGACGAGCCUGAAGAGGAACACGAGGAGCUGGAGGAACCAGAGGAAGAACUCCCUGACGAGCUUGCAGACGAGCCGGAAGAGGAAGAAGAGUCCGAACUGGAGCAAGUAGACGAGCUUGAGCCUGAGCCAGAGUCCGAGGCACCUGAGCCCACACCAAGGGGUACAAUGAAGACGAGCUCUCCGCCACCUCUAUCAUCGCCGGUUCUCACCUCAUCCGCUCGCCGCAGUGUACAACAUCAAUCAGGCACUCCGCGUAUAUCUCCUGCCCAGUCAGCUCGCCAGGCGGCUGUUUCGCCCUCGCCAUCUCCGCAGUCUUCAGAUGCCGAGAACCAGCCCCCGUCUUCAAGACCUUCCACAACUCAAAAGCGGGUGACACAUGCCCCCAUUUCAUCAACCCCGGCAAGACCUAACUCGCCGACUAAGCGCAAAGCUUUGGCAAGUCUCCAAAGCACCACGCCCUGGAACCCCGUUAAUAUUGAUCUCGUCUUCGGAUCCCCCGAGAAGUCGGACAAGAGAAACCCAGUUGACAGGCUCCUUCACAAAGGCACCGAGCUGACAAGCCCUGAGAUGCGCAUGACAGUGGAGGAGUGGAUUCACCACAACGCCAACCAGGCCGAGUCGAAGCUGCGACAAGAGUGCGAAGCUAUGGUUAGCAAGUUUGAGAGCGAGGGUAGCAAGGCGAUGAACGUUUUGGAGGGCUUGAUUGUAGAUUGAGUGUUUGCAUAGCGUAGUGUCGUUGGGAGCACCAUUCAAAGGUUAAUGAUUGGACUAUGAUCAUGAUACAACAACAGACAACUGGUGUGUGCGCUUAUCAAUAGGCCCAGUCGACCGUUGGUAAUUGGAUUUGUGCAAGGCAGCAAGGUUGAAUAACGACACUUUCAACCGCGUUGAGGAUAGAGAAGGGCCACUGAGUGGCUCUCGAGCAUUUAUACACAAAAGGAGAAUGGCAAGGGGGAGCGUAUUG